AUGCAGUCGAUUGAGGGCUACUACCAGACUCAGCCACCGCCUGGCUUCUCCCUCAAGCGCCGCAGCCGCUCCCCAUCGCCCCAGUCGAACAAGCGUCGCGUGCCAUCGUCUUACGCACCCACGAUCUACACCAAUCUCGCCCCGCCACUCGGCAACAACGGCGCUCGCACGCUCUCGACUGAAGCCGUCGCAAGCACCCCUGCGAGCGAGAGGUCGAGCCCCGGCCUCGACUGGCUGCAGCGAACGCAGGACUUGCAGUUGCAGACGCCGCCUCUCCAGGUCACGCGAGACGCGAAUGGAGCCGUGACUGCGAGGGAUAGGGAUGGAGAUGUCGGGAUGAGCGGAGGAGGUGGGGCGAGCGAUAUCAUGCAGGACGACGACCCGCAACAAAUGCCGAUCCACUCGCCACGCCCAGCCGCCCCUUUCUCCUUUCACACCUCGUCCAAUCCACCCUCCCUGCAAUCCUUCCUCGCCCAGACCGCUCCUCAUGACGCUCCGCCUCUGCAUCAACACCUCGCCGGCUCGCCCCAGGCCAGCGGCAUGUCUCGCUCUUCCUCUUCCUCCUCCGUCCAGUCGAUGCACUUUGCCGCCGCACCUACGUUCCCGACUCUCCCGACGCAUCACGAGCAACAAGACGCGAUGAUGACGCCUGUCAACUCGCCGACAAAGAGGCAGGGCGGGACGGGUGGGUGGAAGGUCACGAUGGGGUACCGGCCGGAUUGUCCAAAGUGCCAACAGAGGAUCCCGGGACACUACUCGCAUGUCGUCUACACCGAGUAG
This is a messenger RNA of Rhodotorula toruloides NP11, 780 nucleotides long. RefSeq lists its product as uncharacterized. NCBI's taxonomy places the organism in Eukaryota, Fungi, Basidiomycota, Microbotryomycetes, Sporidiobolales, Sporidiobolaceae. The transcript is spliced from 3 exons. The record is from RefSeq and is a predicted model, not a curated record. Bases 1 to 780 code for a protein of 259 amino acids.